AUGCGUUACUCAAUCAUCUUCGCUGCUGCCGGCCUCGUUGCCUCCGUCUCCGCCCACGGUGUCGUUACCAAGGUUGUUGGCGCCAACGGUGUAGAGAUGCCUGGUCUGUCUGUGGCCGACGGCACUCCCCGUGACUGCUCCAGCAACGGCUGCGGUUCGCAGGCCGACACUUCCAUCAUCCGUGACCGGGAUAUCUCCGCCGGUGGCAGCCCUCUGGGCAAGACCCAGGGCAAUGGUCCCGUCGAUGCUGCCACCAUGAUCAACAACUUCAUGGGCGCUGGCUCCGCCCCCACCAACAACGGCACCGGUGUUGGUGUGGAGGACGACAUUCCGGCCAAUGUCGGCAGCCAGAAGAACAACAAGGUUGUGAGCGCCAAGUUCCGCAGCCGUCAACUGCUCGCUGGCCUCCUCGGUGGUGGUGGCGGCGGCGCCAACGCCAAGGGCACAAAGUCCACUUCCCCCGCUGAGACCAUGGUCAAGGCCACUGCCGGCCAGGGUGCCACCAGCGGUCUUCCUACCGCCUCGGACGACGGUACCGUCGAGCUCCAGUACCGCCAGAUCAACCAAGACGGCGCGGGUCCCCUCGAGGCCAUGAUUGACGGCACUUCGGGCGGUACCGACAUGGCCGCCUUCCAGGAGGCCGAGGUGAUGCAAAACGUGCCCGGCCUGGUCGCUGGUCUCUCGACUGCCACCAACACCGACUUUGCCGUCAAGGUUGCCAUGCCUCAGGGUAUGACUUGUGAUGCUACCGUUGGCGAUGCUCAGAAUGUCUGCGUUGUCCGUGUGCGAAACAACACCCCGGCCGGACCCUUUGGUGGCUCAGCUGCCUUUACCCAAACCGCCGCCGCCCGCAAGCGCGCCAUUGCCUACCGCCUCAAGAAGCGUGCUGAGGAGGCUGCCGCUCGCAAGUAA
Pestalotiopsis fici W106-1 is the source of this 912-nucleotide messenger RNA. RefSeq lists its product as uncharacterized. The record is from RefSeq and is a predicted model, not a curated record. The transcript has a single exon. The coding region runs from base 1 to 912 and encodes 303 amino acids. Lineage: Eukaryota; Fungi; Ascomycota; Sordariomycetes; Amphisphaeriales; Sporocadaceae.